Molecule: messenger RNA, 315 nt
Organism: Colletotrichum destructivum
Lineage: Eukaryota; Fungi; Ascomycota; Sordariomycetes; Glomerellales; Glomerellaceae
Exons: 1
Coding region: 1-315 (104 amino acids)
Source: RefSeq, a predicted model, not a curated record
AUGCGGGAAGACCUCAGUCGGAAUCCCGGUGCGUUGUCAUUCGUCGUGUGGCCUCGGGCGUGGGCGUGUGUGGCUUGUUUUUAUUUGGUGCCCAAACAGCUAGAGGAAGGCGAGGGACAACAGGUCGCAGCAGACCUCGUCGGGCCGGGUUGCAACACACCACACACGCAACUGCGCAUGUUGCGUCAUAUUGUGUACCUUUUGGCGAAGAAGCACCACCGCCGCCGCCCAACGCAGACGCCCACGUUCUGGGCUGCAGCAAGACGAGGAGAACGAGGAAGACAUAGAGGGAGAGGGAGAGAUAGGGAGGGGUAA